This is a messenger RNA of Drosophila obscura, 563 nucleotides long. RefSeq lists its product as uncharacterized. Bases 90 to 563 code for a protein of 157 amino acids. The transcript has a single exon. Lineage: Eukaryota; Metazoa; Arthropoda; Insecta; Diptera; Drosophilidae. The record is from RefSeq and is a predicted model, not a curated record.
GUGGGGUUAUUGUUGGUUGUGUCAGAUGUGGUAAAUAUUGUCUGCGCCCUAACCGACUCUUGCACUACAACAACUGCAACACCUUCCAGAUGGGAAAAAUAAAAAUGAUUGGUGGUGCAUGCAGCGACUUCAAUCGGAGCUACAUCGCCAACGUGUCAGUGGUGGAAAAGAAUUCCAGGAUAUAUUUUAACACAUUCCUGCUACGAACUUUGGAUACGGGCGUCACGAUGGACUUGGGGUUCCUCAUAAGCCUUCAGAAGUCUAUGGACUACCACAGCAUCUUCCAGUACUCGCUGAACAUGUGCAGCAUACUGUCGCUGAAGAAGAUCAGCAUGUUCAAGCGAUGGUUUUCCACCUUUUUCGAGGCAGGUAACUUUCCGCGAUACUGUCCCGUGCAUCCCGAUCACUACUAUCUGCAGGACUACAACUACAACACGCUCCUUAUUCCCACUUUCCUGUAUGCGGGACAUUAUAAGGUGACAUUUAACAUGACACAGUACAAGGAUAAGCGGAAAACGAGAGACUUUGUGAUCGCCUGCGCCUUCUAUGUGGAAAUAAAGUAA